This is a messenger RNA of Arabidopsis arenosa, 547 nucleotides long. Lineage: Eukaryota; Viridiplantae; Streptophyta; Magnoliopsida; Brassicales; Brassicaceae. The record is from the annotation of a GenBank genome assembly.
UCUCUCUGUCUCUUUUUAAUUCCUCAUUCGUCUAUCUCUCAAUAGAGAAUCUCUCAAUAGAGAAUGAUGGAGAUAACGCCGAAGAGGUACUGGCGGAGGUGGAGAGGAUACGAGAAGCUUGAUGGGUCAUCAGAGACGAGUUCCGGUCGAAGGAAAGGUAAACGGAUCAAAAUGGAUCCGACCCGCAAGAAACGUUUUUGGAGGAUCAAGAUUGUGCCGAAACUGAGGAUCCUCAAAACGGCGACGCCGAAGAAGUUUUUGGUGUGGCUACGUGAUUCAUAUGUUAAGAUGAUGAUGCGUUUGGCUAACUCACGGGUUGUUGGAUCAUCUGGAUACGGUGGAUCCGGAUUCGGGUCGGGUCAAAUGAAGGAGUACGAUGAGAAAAUGCUUGUGGAGAUUUACAAGUCGAUACUGAUGGCGCAGGCGCAGGGGAAUCUCGUGCACCGCGACACACCUAAUAAUAAUCAUAAGCUUCCUUCUGAACCAGCGGUUGUCUCUGUCGUAUCUUCUGUCGUUACUUGUUAGGUAAUAAAGAACAAACAAUUAU